AUGGCAGAUGGCGGUGUAUCAAAAUGCGGUCGUAAGGCGGCAUUGUCAACGUUUUUCACCGUCACUUUCAUUGCGUUCACCCUUUCGGUGAUCGCAUUGAUCAGUCCAUCGUGGCAGUACGUAUACCUAGAGAACGGACGCACGGAACACCAGCAUGGAUUGUGGUUGGACUGCAAGAGAGAUUUCUCAUUCGAUUAUGGACGGACGAGGGAAUACUAUGAAACUUUGUACAGGCGGGACCUCCAAGGAUCUCCUUUCGAUAUAUUUUUUCUUCCUCCUUUACAAUGUGUGUACAAAUUCGACUACUACAUCGAUCCCGAAGAUCUCUACGACCACAACCAUGACGAAAAUCGCAUACAAAACGAUGCAUACCAACAUUUGUUUCUAGGCUGGAAAAUCGCAGCUCUGUCUGGGUGCGGGUCAGCAGUUGUGUUCUCGGCGUCAGCACUGCUAUUCGCUGUUCUUGCAUUUUGCCAUCGGACUUUCAUCUGUGCCUCUACAGUGCUCGUCACAAUUUCUGCCAUAUUGUCUAGUAUCGGGGUUACUGUCUUUUACGCAUGGGCAAAUUAUCAGGACAACAAGGUUAUCAAAGAGGACGGGGACACUACCUACGAGCAAGUUCUCGGGUGGGCUUUCUAUUGUCAAAUUGUUACCACCAUAAUGCACUGGCUUGCUUCAAUGUUGGGCUGUUGUGUCACUUCUGUCUCCUUCAGUAAAACGAGAGCNGUCUUCUAUCAUCCCAUAUUGCAUGUGACAGUAGCAGGAAUUUCGACUUUCAAUCUUUGCUUUCUCAAUCCUCGUCGUUUUCAGGCAAUAUACCGUGUUGAUUCCCAGUCUCUACGUCAAUGGGAACGUGACUACAUGAGAAAUGCUAGAGAACGACAACAAAGGAGCCAAGAAAGUCCAUUUAAACGAACUGCAUCUAUGCCUAAUUUUUCGAAAAAGCAAGCAAAGUUAGCUGAGAGGAAGUUGGCAGACCGGUCCAGUCGCGAGUUGUUCUCUUCGACAAGCAACAUCACUGAAACGACGAGUAAGCACCAAGCGUUUUCAGGUUCGAUAAACACCCUGGAACGGAAUCAAGCUCGGAGGCCACCUUCGGCGGUUCCGCUUCCUGUGCGAACUAGCCAACCAUUUCUCAGGUCUGCCUUGAAAACGCCGCAACAGUCCAAGAAGAGUGUUAAUAUUGACGACAGCGAUAUCACCUAUGAGUGCCUACCUUGCGAUGUAUCGGCAGGAGUGUCAAGUCUGCUUGGUGGAAGCGCCGCAGUCGUACAAAUCGUCGCGAACUUCGGCGCGCAGAUUGCCGCGCGCACCCUCGGACGCACGUUCGUACCGUCCCCCGGUAUUAGGUGGUAUUAA
Haemonchus placei is the source of this 1359-nucleotide messenger RNA. The record is from the annotation of a GenBank genome assembly. NCBI's taxonomy places the organism in Eukaryota, Metazoa, Nematoda, Chromadorea, Rhabditida, Trichostrongylidae.